Messenger RNA from Uncinocarpus reesii 1704, 1347 nucleotides. RefSeq lists its product as uncharacterized. Gene Ontology annotation, cellular component: endoplasmic reticulum membrane; Golgi membrane. The coding region runs from base 1 to 1347 and encodes 448 amino acids. The transcript has 4 exons. Gene Ontology annotation, molecular function: UDP-N-acetylglucosamine transmembrane transporter activity. Lineage: Eukaryota; Fungi; Ascomycota; Eurotiomycetes; Onygenales; Onygenaceae. The record is from RefSeq and is a predicted model, not a curated record. Gene Ontology annotation, biological process: transmembrane transport.
AUGUCCAGCGCGACAGAUGGUUUGGAUCGCACAAGGCACCGCAGGACACAGCAAAUCUCAGAAUCCAUAGAGAAUCACCCUCCGGGGAAUGAUUCAUUGGAUGCUCUCCACGGCACUACUCAGCCCAAUGGCUCCAUGCAUGGCGUAAAGCGGGAUACGACACCACGCUCUAGAGAGACAAAAGGCCCGGAGGGGGUGGCAAGCAUUGCAAGUGCGGUUGCGCAUGCGACUGUCCCCGCAUGGCUGAAUAUAGGGUUCAUGAUGGCUCUUAUUUUUGGUGGAUGUUGCGCAAAUGUCUUCACACUAGAAGCGAUUGUUAGAGAUAUGCCACAGGCUGGCAUUGGUUCGAUGUUUUUCAAACCGCGUGGUGUUCCAUUGAAAGAGUGGAUCAUAUUUACGGCCUUUUUCAUGACCGUCAAUUUGAUGAAUAACUCCGCUUUUUUAUUCAAGAUUUCCGUGCCAUUGCACAUUAUCAUACGAAGCGGCGGGCCUGUGACAUCCAUGAUAAUCGGAUACUUGUAUAAUUCGAAAAGGUAUACGCGUGUUCAGGUUUUCGCAGUCUCUAUGCUUUCAAUUGGAGUAGUCACAUCUGCACUAGCAGAUGCUAGUUCAAAAGGCAAAUCGCUGAAUAUCGGAGUAACUGACAGCGACGCUUCGCCCAUGAGAACUCUGGUUGGAUUUGGUGUUUUGGGGCUGGCGAUGGUGCUCGCAGCAUUUCAGGGCGUUUAUGCUGAUCGGCUCUAUCAAAAGUACGGCCGAGAUAAUUGGCGUGAAGGCCUGUUUUAUUCGCAUGCUCUUUCGCUGCUUAUCUUGCUGCCUACAUAUCCAAAAUUUCUCCCACAAAUUAAGUCUUUACUCUCGUCACCGUCAAUCCUUGCUUCUUCGCCCAGCGUCGCCUCUAUCCUAUCUACGGACUCUUUCGCUAGUCCAGUUCCUAGCAAGGCUAUCACUAGUUCGAUCCCUGCGUACACGCCUACACCGUUGGCCUUGAAAAAUGUGAUGUCUCAAUCCCGGUCAGUUCUUGUUACGAUUUUAGGCGGCCCUCUCGUCCGCUCGACGCUUUCUCAUAUUCCGUUAAAAUUGGCCUACCUGUUUCUGAACGCACUAACUCAAUUUCUCUGCAUUCGUGGCGUCUAUUUGCUGAGUGCGAAAUCAUCUUCACUCACUGUGACCGUUGUCUUGAAUAUUCGCAAACUGGUGAGCCUGAUCUUGAGCGUAUAUUUAUUUGGGAAUCAUUUGUCCCGCGGCGCGAUGGCAGGAGCUGCAAUCGUGUUCCUGGCUGGUGGGAUUUAUGCGUGGGAGGGUACCAGGCUGCGAAAUAAGCAAGAAGAGAGAAAGAAAAAGUAG